This is a messenger RNA of Penaeus chinensis, 3066 nucleotides long. RefSeq lists its product as uncharacterized. Bases 138 to 683 code for a protein of 181 amino acids. The record is from RefSeq and is a predicted model, not a curated record. The transcript has 6 exons. Lineage: Eukaryota; Metazoa; Arthropoda; Malacostraca; Decapoda; Penaeidae.
GGGACCCUGAAUCUAAGAUAUUUCAGUCAACAAAACAAACUUUUACUUGAAAUGUUAUUUCUGGUUGUGUGGUGACUGGCGUUUACUAGGGAAGUGGUUCCUGUCAGAGGCUGAGAAAGCACAAUAACUUGAAGAAUAUGGACACGGAUUCAGAGUGUACAAGCAGUAGCACAUGUAUGUGUGAAGCUCUGUGCAAGAAUCAAAACGACGCUGGCCAUGGAACGUGCGAUUGUGGAUCUCCAUAUUUUCCAGUCUGGCCAACAGUUUUUGGAAUUAUAGGAGCAAUACUUAUAUUCAUCUUUUGGCAUCAUCAGAUUGCUAAGCUCUGCAGAAAAUACAAGUACAAUGGGACGCUACACCCACACAUGAGGGACGAACCGCCACCUCCUCCACCAAGAGAAAAUUCAGCUGAACACCCAAGGGAAACUGCUUGGGAUGCUCCUCCCCCUUAUGAUGCCCUUACGAAAACAGGUCCCCAUCCUCUGCCAUCUGGCAUCUCAAUCAUCCAUACAGACAAUCCUCCCUCCUAUAAUGAUGUAAUUAAAAUGGACAGAGAAGCCCAUAAAGUCACAGCAUCCAACAGCCAAGAAGCAGAGGGUCCAGAGGAAAGAGGAAAGAGAAAAAACUCCACGAAAAUGGACCUGGAUGUGGAACAGGGAGGACAGUGGGCACUAAAAAUGUAAACAGAGGAUCUUGGAUGAAAUUAAUGACUGUCCAACAAUAUUCAAUCAAUAUAGAUUAUGGUUUUAUUCCUGGGUUGUUAGAUAUAUUAGUGGUGAAAAAUAUUUGCAGGUCUUUAUUUAUCACUAAGCCUUAGUUAAGAUAAUACAUGCCAGAGAAAAACUUCUUUGUCCAAGUACCUGCUGUGUAAUCUUUCAUUUCGCAAUUGAAAGUCAGUAUCCCAGAGUUAAGCAUUUUGCUCUUGUUUAUAACUGAUCACCUCUCAGUAGUUUAUCAUUGGCUUAUCAUUGGUAAAUGUUUGCAAUAUUAGUUACAAGUGUUUUAAUUCAUGAUAAAGAUUGGUAAAAUACAUGCAUCAUAGGUAUAAGACUAAUACUGUGCUAUGAUACUAGCUUCAUAUUUGCCAUUAUGUUGGAUGUAGGUUAGAUUAUUGACAUACAGUGUAUUUAGCUGUACUUUAUAGUAGGUAGUCAAGUAGUUUUUCAAGUUAUGAAUGGUCUUUCACCUCCCUUUCAUCCUUCUUCACCUCCUUCUUUUUCUUCCUGAUCAAGCCUGAAAGCUGUCAAUGCCACUGGGUGGUAAAUAGACAACUGUGUGGACAUAUUCAUAACACUUAUUAUCUUUGUAACCCAUUUACGAUGGGAGCCUCCAGUGCCAUACCAAACAGUACCUUUGGAGUCUGUGGAGUCUGCUGCUCAAGGGAAAAAUCAGAAGCACAGGAAAUAAAAUUACCCUGUUCUCAAUGCUCUUGGUUACAGCAUUAACAUUUUUUAGGUAAUGAGAUCAAAUUUUUAUGGGACUAUUUCUACUCAGCAAAUGCAGCCAAGGCCAAACAUACCCACAACUGUUUAGCAUGCACAAUUUAGUGCAGACUGUACCGUGCAUGAUGCAAAGAUGUCAUCUCAGCCUGAGAGCUGGUCUACCAUGACAUGAUAGAAAGUCAUGCUGGUAUGAAUGUAUUUACCAGCAGUAUGUUUAUGGCACAUAUAUACAAUUUUUCUCUUCAAUGACAAGGGCUUCAUAAAUCCAUGUAUAUUUCAAGGAUAUACUCUUGCAUGUUCCACAGAAAAUGUCCUGGGUAUAUUUCUAACAUAUUUAUGCCACACAUUAUAAACAACAAGUAUUCUUUCUCAGUAGCCAUAACUUCAUAAGAUAAUCUAAACAAGAGCUUAAAUUGACCCGUAUUUAUACCUGAUGCACUUUAGAUUAACCAUUAACCAUCUCCUGACCUUUUACCUGCAUGUGAAAUCCCAGCAGCAGACAAAACAAAAAACACAGGCUGAACCAUUAAGAUGUAAAACUUGACAUACUGCCAUACUAAAAUGACAUAAUCAUAUCAUGUAAGUAGUGUGUGUGUGUGUGUGUGUUAUCACCACAUCCAAAGUGUUCCCUCUGCAGUUCCAUUUUUAUAUUGUUCAAUAUGAAUGUAAAGGUAGGAGGUCACAAAAAAAAAAUUUCAUUCACCCUUUCAAAAACAUUGGUAACCUAUUCCUUCCAGGUCACUCUCAGGUUCUAAGACAAACCAAGAGAAUGUUACAAUAUCAUUCUAAAUUAGCUUAAGUACCCUGUUGAUACUAACAACAAGUCAUUGCAUUAGCAGUAGGUUCAUAGGCUAUAGCAAGAAAACUUUUUUAGAUUUUUCUUAGAUAUUUAUAAAGGUUUUUUGUGGGCAGUCUUUAUGAAGUAGAAAACAUAUUCUGACAAGAAGUUUUUGUUGGAUACAUAUCAAAGAUGCUUUGUUAUAGUGCCUUUCAACUUUUAGGUUAUAAGAUUUAAAGAUCUAGUCCUGUCAUUUACUUUUGUAAUUGUUCCAAGAACCAAUGAUAUAAUUAGAUUACUUUGUGGUAUAUUUAGAUAUACAUAAGCACUGUAAGGAUUCAAGGUUCAUAGUCUUAUGAGUUAAGUGUUAAUAAGGUGCUAAAACACUGUUCUUCUGCUAUGAUAAUUUUGCUGCAUUCAACCUUUUAGUUACAGGUUUCUGUAACUUGUAAAUUGCAACUUUUUUAUGUGUCAGAAGUUAAUAUUUAAUAUUCAAAUAAAAAAUGCAGAGAAAUGUAGUUCUUCAGAAGAAUUUCUCAUGCAAUUUGUGCACAUGACACAUUAGUAAAGUGCAUUUUUUCAUUAAAAUCUCAUGGUAUACAUGGGACAGUUUGUAAAGUUACUUAUAUCUAUUUUUCCUAUGUAUUGUGACUCAGCUGUGAUUGUUUCAGUGUGCCUGAUGUAAUACAAAAGACAGAUUAGUGCACAUUUUUUUUAUAAAGUGUAUUCCCGCUAUUGAUCACUAUAAACUCACUAGUAAAUUAAUUCAAAAUUAUGAUAGUCAUAUAAGCUAGUCAUCAGUUUUAAGGCUUGUAAUAGUGUUUUAUUAAAUAUUUAAAACUAUAA